Molecule: messenger RNA, 3021 nt
Organism: Galendromus occidentalis (western predatory mite)
Lineage: Eukaryota; Metazoa; Arthropoda; Arachnida; Mesostigmata; Phytoseiidae
Product: insulin-degrading enzyme
Exons: 4
Coding region: 1-3021 (1006 amino acids)
Molecular function (GO): metal ion binding
Source: RefSeq, a predicted model, not a curated record
AUGGACGACGGCGGGCCAAGACGAGGAACUUCACGAGGUUCCCAUGUUGUGGCUGAAACCGAGACAGCCACCCGAUUGGCCCACAAGGCCAUGAGCGCCACGGGGAGUCGCUCGAUUCGACCCCUGCACUGGGCCGUUCUCCUGGCGGCGGGCGCCCUCCUCCCGUUAAUCAUCUAUGCCGCGCUGAGUGCUCUCCACAGCGACGACGUCGUUCUCACGGUUCCGAUUACGAGGAAAUCGAUCGCUGACCGUAGUGACUACAUGGGAUUGCAUCUACGGAACGGCAUGAAAGUUCUGCUCUCGUCGAAUCCCGAGACUCCGACCGGAGUCGCGAUGAUCUGUGUGAUGGUCGGGUCGAUGACCGAUCCCGAAGAGAUCCAGGGGCUCGCGCACUUCACCGAGCACAUGCUCUUCAUGGGCAGCAAGAAAUACCCCUCGGAAGGCGCGCUGAAAACGUUCGUGUACGGACACGGUGGAAACUACAACGGCUUUACCAAAGACGACUCGACGUGCUAUUAUUUCUCCGUGGAGGCGGAUUACCUCGAGGGAGCCGUUGAGAUCCUCAGUGAUAUGUUCAAGCAACCGUUGAUUCAACAGUCCUCGUCGAAACGUGAAGUUCAUGCAGUGGACACGGAGUACCGCCGAGGAUUGAAAACCGACUAUUGGAGAAAUCUCCAAAUCGAUAAGUUGACUUCGGAUCAGACCCAUGACUACCAUAAGUUCAGUGUAGGAAAUCAGAAAACGCUCGACGAAGGAGCAACGAAAAUGAACUCGACCCUGGCACGGGAGGCGACCAAAUUCUUCCACAAGUACUAUUCGGCCGGAAUCAUGAAUCUCGGCUUGCACGGUAAACAGCCUCUGAGUGAACUCAAACGGAUGGCUGUCAGCAACUUCGCCGACGUUCAGGACAAGGGCAUACCUCCUGCCAACUGGGACUACCAUCCGUUCAAGCGGAGCAACCGUAAACUCAUCAAGAGAAUGUCCGACACCGAAGGCCAUUCGCUGAGUCUCUCGUUCCCCAUGCAUGACAUAAGUAAACAGCUUUACCCUCUUAAAACACUCCUCGAGCACAAGGACAAGGGCGGUCUUCACCGGUACCUAAUCACCAAAGGAUGGAUGCGCAGCAGUUCUUCACAGACGAAGUGCAUCCGAGGUUUCUGCAUUUUCACCACGUCGUUCGAUCUCACGGAUAGCGGUUUCAAUCACUGGCAGGAUGUUGUGAGUCAUUUUUUCUCGUACAUUAAUUUCCUCAAAACUCACCCCCUACCCGAUCACUACCUGCAAGAGUUGGACGAGAUCCUCAAGAUCGAUUACCGGUUCACGUCGUCCUUCUCUCUCAUCACGCAAGUGCAAGUUAUGGAGAAAUACAAUCUUUCGGAUCUGGCCUCCGCCCCGUACCUCCUAUUGGAUUACGAACCCCACUGGAUCGACGAAAUCCUACACAAGCUGAAUCCCAAUAAUAUGCGUCUGAUGAUUUCGUCGGCGCGCUUCAACGGCUCGACUGAUAGGUUGGAACCACUGUACAGCACUGAGUUCUCGAUCGAAGACCUGUCCCAGAGCAGCUUGGACGAUUGGAAAACGUCGACUGAGGGCCAGAACGGCUAUUUCUACCCGCCGAAAAACAAUUGGAUCCCUCACAACUUCAGCAUCCACGAAAAAGACGAAGACUGGCACGCGGUGCCGAAGCUGCUCGUUGACGACGACCGGGUGCGCUUGUGGUAUUUCCAGGACACGUCGUUCAACUCGCCGCGAUCGAAAGCCGAAAUCUAUCUCCGAACGAAUGCUAUCCGUGAAGAUCGAAGCCGCAUGGGUGUGUCCUUGGUUGAGGACUGUUUCAAGAGAAGUAUCGAGGAAGAGGCCUACGGACCCGCUAUCGGUGGUCUGACAGCCUACUUCCAGAGCGACAUCGGAGGAUUCCGAAUCACAGUUCAGGGGUACAACGAGAGACUCCCUGAGUUGGCGAACCUCGUGCUCAAGAAUUUCAUGACUUUCCAACUGACCGAAGAGUGUUUCACGCUAUCGAAGAAAUCCUGGCUAAAGAACCUCAAGGAGUCGGAGCGUUCUAGCUCGAGCCUCCACAGUUUCAUCCGGGGUCGUCUGAUCUACCACGAGUUGAGCCGUCGGUGGCGCGAGCGUGAAACCGCCAUGAUCCGAUGUACUCUGCCCGAGGCUCGGGACCUUUUGAAUCGGAUCCGGCGGAAACUGGCAGCCGAAGUUUACGUGUAUGGCAACAUUGUCCAAAGCGAUGCUUACAGUGUCCUCAAUGCAACCAAAGAGCUUCUAAGCGUGAGCGAAGCCCGUCUGGACGAUCUCAAAUCCCUAGCAGAGCACUCCAUGAAGCGAGGCACCAUUAAUCGUCUGAGGGAGCACUUCGAUGAGCAAACAUUAAAUUCAGUCUACGUCUACUACGAGAUUGGACGUCGCGAACAGACAAGAAAUUUAGUUCUGACAGAACUAUUCGUCAACGCCAUCGCUGCAGAAACCUCGAACGUUCUGAGAGGACGCCAACAGUUGGGAUACUCGGUUGGCGUCGUUCACGAGCGGCGCAGCAAAACUCACGGUGUCGCGGUUUACGUCGAGUCGGGUUCCAACACGAGUUUCGUGGAAAGUCGGAUUCAGGAUUUCGUAAAACGACACGUUACGACUUUCCUCACAGACAUGAGUGAAGAGACCUUCCAGCAACAUCUCACCGCUCUUGUGACAAAGAAGAGAACCAAGCCAAAAAAUGUCUACGAGUCUGGCGACCGGUUCACCGCAGAAAUCAUCGACGGAAAUCUGCUCUUCAACCGAACGGAGAUCGAAGCUAUCAGCGCCGAAGUUCUGACGAAAGCCGACCUCAUCACGCUCCAUCGAAGAUACAUGCUCAACCCGACCUCGUCAAAGGCGCUAAUAACGCUCAUCGAAAGCGGUCCCGAGCGAGAAGGAGAUGGCAAAGUCGAAACGGUCCGUUACGACGGCUCGCGUACGACGUUCGACACCAUCGAAGAUUACAAGAAGACUCUGCCGCUAAUUGAGUGGUAA